AUGAUAUAUUUAAAUAGUAUAUUAGAUGUUUUAGACAAUAGUGGUAUAUUAAAGUUUAAAUAUAUAAAUGCUUUAAAUAAAUCAAAAACUAUAAAAUAUGGAGAUAUACUUAUUGGUAUAGUAUAUAAAUUAUAUAAUAAUAAUUUAUAUAAAAAAUCAGAUAAAUGUAAAGGUAUUUUAGUUCAAUACAAACAUUUUAUUAAUUUAAAAUUGUAUUAUUCAAUUAAAUUUAAUAAAAAUGCAGUUAUAAUUUUAAAUAAUGAUUUAAAUUCUGUAGGUACAAAAAGUAAUUCAAUUAUAUUAAAAUAUAUAAAAUAUAAACCUAAUAUAAAUAUUAAAAAAUUAAAAAUUAAAUAUAUUUGA
This is a messenger RNA of Plasmodium yoelii, 363 nucleotides long. The record is from the annotation of a RefSeq genome assembly. NCBI's taxonomy places the organism in Eukaryota, Apicomplexa, Aconoidasida, Haemosporida, Plasmodiidae.